Molecule: messenger RNA, 2187 nt
Organism: Talaromyces amestolkiae
Lineage: Eukaryota; Fungi; Ascomycota; Eurotiomycetes; Eurotiales; Trichocomaceae
Exons: 5
Coding region: 1-2187 (728 amino acids)
Biological process (GO): trehalose catabolic process
Cellular component (GO): cytoplasm
Molecular function (GO): alpha,alpha-trehalase activity; calcium ion binding
Source: RefSeq, a predicted model, not a curated record
AUGACCUCGCAAGAACGCUUGCAACGCGCCAUAUCCAUAGCGUCUGACCCUUUCUCCGAGCCUGAAGUCUACUACGGUGAGCCAAGCACUCUAGACGGCCCCGACGGACACCACCAUCGGCGCACGUUCUCGGCGGAUUUGAGGUCGGUCAAUCGGGAUGACAUCAAGGAGUUUCUCGGAAAGUUGCCGGCGCGUCGAGGGAGUCACGAUGAAUCGACUUUGACGUCUCGCAAAUUCCUAAUCGACGUCGACAAGACGAUCGCUUCCCUGCUCGAACGGGAGGACACUGAUCAGAACAUGGAAAUCACAAUCGAGGAUGUCGGCCCUAAGGUCCUACCCGUCGGAACAGCUGCUUCUCACGGAUACAACAAAUUCGACGUCCGAGGUACUUACAUGUUGUCCAAUCUCCUCCAAGAGCUCACAAUAGCAAGAGAAUACGGUCGCAAGAGAAUUGUGCUCGAUGAACAACGACUGAGUGAGAACCCGGUCAGCCGUUUGUCUCGCUUUAUCAAGAAGACAUUCUGGAAUGCUUUGACUCGAAGAAUUGACGGGUCAAACAUCGCCGUUGCCGGGUUGGACCCCAAAGACUGGACUGGCGACCCGCGGCCUCGUAUUUAUGUACCACCAGGCGCUCCUGAACAGUUGGAGUACUAUACAAGAAUCGCCGAGGAGAAUCCAGAGAUGGGGUUGGAUGUUCAGAAAUUGGAAGGUCCCAUAACCCCGGAAUACGUAAAGAGCUUGAAUGCCAAGCCAGGUCUUUUAGCUCUAGAGAUGGAAAAAUUCAUCGAUCCCAAGACAGGCAAGGAGGAUCUACGUGGUGUUCCUUUCGUUGUCCCAGGUGGUCGUUUCAACGAGCUGUACGGCUGGGACAGCUACAUGGAGUCGCUGGGUCUGCUGGUCAGCGAUCGAGUAGACCUGGCCAAGGGUAUGGUGAUCAAUUUCUGUUUUUCUAUCAAACACUACGGCAAGAUUCUCAACGCCAAUCGCUCAUACUACCUCACACGAUCUCAGCCGCCUUUCCUCACCGACAUGGCAUUGAGAGUGUACGACAAAAUCAAACAAGAACCUGAUGCGCUGGAGUUUCUUCGAAUGGCGACACUCGCGGCCAUCAAGGAAUACUACAGCGUUUGGACUGCGGAGCCACGAUACGAUCCUGCCACAGGUCUUUCACGAUACCGCCCCGAAGGUCUCGGGGUUCCUCCAGAAACCGAAGCUAGCCACUUCCUUCACCUUCUGACACCAUAUGCUGAAAAGCAUGGUAUGUCGUUUACAGACUUUGUCGCGGCUUACAAUGACGGUGUCAUUACCGAACCUGAACUUGACGAAUAUUUCUUACACGAUCGCGCCGUUCGUGAAUCUGGCCAUGACACAUCGUACCGCCUGGAAAGAAUCUGCGCCAAUCUAGCCACCGUUGACCUCAACUCGCUCUUGUACAAAUACGAAGUAGACAUUUCACGAAUCGUUCGUACCUACUUCAAAGACAAGUUGGCGAUACCUUCAGAGUUUCGCACGCCGCAAACCGCGAAUGUCGAGUUUGAAACGUCGUCUGUGUGGGAUCGUCGGGCCAGGAAGAGAAAAUUGACCAUGGACAAGUUGAUGUGGAAUGAGGAGAAGGGAAUGUUCUUUGACUACGAUACAGUCAAGAAGCAUUGCAUACAGUAUGAAAGUGCUACGACAUUCUGGACCAUGUGGGCUGGCUUGGCAACACCAGAACAAGCCUCCAAACUCGUCCGGCAAGCUCUUCCUCGUCUAGAGGAAGCUGGAGGACUGGCUUCUGGAACCGAGGAGUCGCGUGGAGAGAUCAGUCUCACUCGACCUAACCGUCAAUGGGACUACCCCUUUGGAUGGGCUCCGCAGCAAAUGCUGGCAUGGACUGGUCUUUUGCGAUAUGGAUAUCAAGACGAUGCAGAGCGCUUGGCUUAUAAGUGGUUGUAUAUGAUUACGAAGGCGUUUGUUGACUUUAACGGUAUCGUUGUGGAAAAGUACGAUGUCACGCGUCCGAUUGACCCCCACCGAGUUGAAGCUGAAUACGGCAACCAAGGGUCAAGUAAGACUGGAUUCGGUUGGGUCAAUGCCAGCUAUGUAUACGGCCUGGAUAUUUUGAAUGCGCAUCAGAGACGAGCGUUGGGAGCAGUGACCCCAUAUGAGACUUUCAGCAAGGCUGUUGAUCAGCAAUUUCCUUACUAA